Alosa alosa (allis shad) is the source of this 1636-nucleotide messenger RNA. It is a transcript of the gene gng12b, whose product is annotated as guanine nucleotide binding protein (G protein), gamma 12b. The transcript has 3 exons. The record is from RefSeq and is a predicted model, not a curated record. Gene Ontology annotation, biological process: G protein-coupled receptor signaling pathway. Lineage: Eukaryota; Metazoa; Chordata; Actinopteri; Clupeiformes; Clupeidae. The coding region runs from base 938 to 1156 and encodes 72 amino acids. Gene Ontology annotation, cellular component: heterotrimeric G-protein complex. Gene Ontology annotation, molecular function: G-protein beta-subunit binding.
CGACCUCAUAUUUAGGUUUUUAGUCUAAUCAAUAUAUUUGACAGGGAAACAGUGUGCAAACUGGAAUAUGUAUAGCCACGUUUUUAUUUGAAAGCACUCAAGAGGAAAGGGCACUUUCUCUCCUGGACAAAAAAGGGUAGGAGCCCCUUUGACGUCUAUGUGUGCACGUGCCUUCCCGUUCCCUCUCUGACGGCGCAAUUUUGAUCACUCAGAACCUAGCAGACGUACUCGCAGACUCACUGGUCUGGUCUGUGGGUGAAUUUCCGUUCCUCUUUCCUAUUGUAGGUCAGUGUGUUGAUGCCCCUGAGCAUAAGAGCUCAUUCUGCUGUGGGUGGAAGCGAGACUAGGGGGAAGAGAGGAGGGGUAAUGAGGCAGCUGCCUGCAGGAUGGGUUUCAGCUUUUGCCCCCGCAGAUCCGCUAGCUGCCUGGGUUGAUAAGUCGCAAGGCCCAAAGCUGUGUGUGUGUGUGUGUGUGUGUGUGUGUGUGUUUGUUUGUGUGUGCUGCCUACCGCACAUGCAGGAGGGGCCCUGUUGUCUCCGCAUGGCUUCUGAGAUUGUGCAACCACUUCCGUCUGUGUCAGAGUAUGACUGGUGUGUGCACAGUGUGAGUGUGUGUUUGCUGUCCUGUGCGUAAGAUGAGUUGGCAGAUAAGCCUGGCUGUGGCUUUCGGGAAAAGCGCCGAGCAGCAGAGCCAUUGGAGCCAGUGAAGCUACCAGCUGCUAGCCUCUGCAUUUAAGCUCCUGGCCUGUCUUCAAAGGCCAACAGCCCAUUCCAGACAUCUCUCUACGGGCUUGUGUAAUGCGGCACCGAUGGGGCUCCGACGGGGAGGGCCAGCAGCUCAGUAAAUGACCACUGACACACUCACGAUUCCUCCGGCCAGGGGGCUGUGCCAUGACCCGUCUGCAUCUUCUUUUUUUGGGGGUGUGUAAAGGUCCGAGAUGUCAUCCAAAAUGCAGAGUUCAAAUAACAUCGCCCAGGCUAGGAGGACUGUACAGCAGCUGAGAAUAGAGGCCAACAUGGAGAGGAUAAAGGUGUCGAAGGCCUCUGCAGACCUCAUGCACUACUGUGGAGAGCAUGCCAAGUACGACCCUCUUCUCAUGGGAAUCCCAGCCUCAGAAAACCCCUUCAAAGACAAGAAGCCCUGCACCAUAUUGUAGCCUGAAGUCACUGCAUCGUCUUAAGUUUUUUUUUCUUUUAUUUCUUUUUAAAAAUAUGACGGAUACAUUCAGUUUUUUUAAAAGAAAAGUUAAUAUGCUACUACUUAUUUGGAACAGGCAUCUAACUGUCAGUUGGAAGGUUCCCCAGAACUGUGUUCAUCUUAUCAGGCACAAACAGUUGCAUUUUACCAUUCCUCCCACUACCACAGUACCACCCUUUCUUUUUUGUUGGUCAUGAUGGUUGUCUGAUUUGCAGCCCCCCCACCCCACCCCAUUCAUUUGAUUCGACAUUUGAUCAGCAGGACACAGAGUGUCUUUCUCCUGUGUGACCACACUAGACAAAGUCCUAAUUGACUCUCUUGUUAACACAGGCAGUCAAAGAGUAAGAGUAAAGGAAGGAGAUGGAUAAAAGAAAGAGAGAAUGAGAGGAGGGCAGGAUUAGGGCAAAGGUCACAUGCAUUGAGGCACUUGUGUGUGUGU